AAAUGAGUGAGGUUUGUUCAAAAUUUUUGCGGAGUUACGUGCUAGGCAAACUCAUCUCCUCUAGGCAACAGUUCCAAUCCAUGUGUCCCUCCAAGGACACAGCAAAUUCCUGUGUUAUUAUUUGUUGAAAAGUGGAGGAGAUGAAAUCCGAGACACUGAACCUGGUGCUGGUGAAUCUGGCGAGUAUUAUGCAGAGAGCGGAUGAGUCUCUGCUUCCAGGAGUGUACAAAGAGGUUGGUGAGGAUCUGAAGGCUGACCCCACUGCGUUGGGUUCGUUGACUCUCUUCAGAUCACUUGUUCAGUCUCUCUGUUACCCUCUCGCGGCUUACCUCGCCACCCGUCACAAUCGUGCGCAUGUCAUAGCUCUCGGUGCUUUUCUUUGGGCUGCUGCUACAUUCCUCGUUGCCAUCUCCUCCACCUUCUUACAGGUGGCAAUUUCAAGAGGUUUAAAUGGGAUAGGACUUGCCAUUGUUAUUCCAGCAAUUCAGUCCCUUGUUGCUGACUCAACCGUUGAUAGCAACCGUGGUAUGGCUUUUGGGUGGCUGCAACUAACAGGAAACUUAGGAAGCAUCAUUGGUGGUCUCUUCUCUGUACUAAUAGCCUCAACCACAGUCGCAGGUAUACCUGGUUGGAGAAUUGCCUUUCAUCUAGUUGCAUUGAUCAGUGUUAUAGUGGGUAUAUUGGUGCGCCUCUUCGCUAACGAUCCACACUAUUCAAAGAGCGAUGACACAGCAACAAAUCAAGCUCAAAAUAAGUCCUUUUAUUCUGAAAUGAAAGAUCUAAUGAAAGAAGCAAAGUCAGUUAUUAGAAUUCCAACUUUUCAGAUAAUUGUGGCUCAGGGAGUGUUUGGAUCAUUUCCCUGGUCAGGCUUGUCAUUUGCCACUCUUUGGUUAGAACUAAUAGGCUUCUCCCAUGUCACAACAGCGACCCUUUGGACCCUAUUCAUAGUUGCUGCUUCAUUUGGGUCUCUGUUUGGAGGGUGGAUGGGAGAUUUUUUAUCCCUACGGUUACCCAACGCUGGUAGAAUAAUAUUGUCACAAAUAAGCGCUGGUUCAGUCAUUCCUUUAGCAGCAAUUUUGCUGUUGGGAUUGCCUGAUGAUUCAUCCACUGCCUUCAUGCAUGGUCUUGUUUUAGUCAUCAUGGGAUUCACCUCAGCCUGGAAUGCUCCAGCAACUAACAAUCCAAUAUUUGCAGAAAUAGUCCCUGAGAAGUCCCGAACCGCUAUAUAUGCUUUGGAUUGUUCUUUUGAGUCCAUCUUGGCAUCCUUUGCUCCUCCUAUUGUUGGAUUAUUGGCUCAGCAUGUUUAUGGUUAUAGACCAAUCCCAAGCGGAUCCUCGGAUUCUGUGGAGAUUGAAACAGAUAGGGAAAAUGCUGCAUCUCUCGCCAAGGCACUUUAUACUGCAAUUAUAAUACCUAUGACAAUCUGCGUCUCCGUGUAUUCAUUGCUUUAUUGCACAUACCCAAGGGACAGGGAACGAGCAAGAAUGAUAUCAUUAGCCGAAUCAGAAAUGCAGCAGCUAGAAGUGGAAGAUGGCACAAAAGAAGAGUAUUGCGAAAUUCAUGAAUAUUUAGAGUCAAAUGUGGUGAAUGAUAAGGAAAGUAGCAAGUUUGAUAUUGAUUAUCCAAGGGAAGAGAGCGUCGACGUGGAUGAUGAUGAUAAGAAAGUUUUGUUGUCCUAGUAGUUCACAUUUGCAAGGAAGUUGAAUUGAUCAAAUGUUAUAUUAAUGUUUACCGUUGGAUAUCUUUUAUAUAUAUAUACAUUUGGGGGGGGGGGGGGAUUGGAUACCUUUUCAGAUCCAACAUAAUUAGACAAACAGGGGUGAAGCUUAUCUGUUAGGUGACUCCGGAAACUGUUGAUACUUGAUACCAUGUAUUUUCUUCUAAAUGGAUCAUAUUCAAUCAUUCUUGAUGUCUCAAAAGCCAAAAUCUCCUAGCACCUAGCAUGGUGAUUUCACUUUAUUUA
Glycine soja is the source of this 1963-nucleotide messenger RNA. RefSeq names its product tetracycline resistance protein, class B-like. Bases 141 to 1679 code for a protein of 512 amino acids. Gene Ontology annotation, biological process: transmembrane transport. Gene Ontology annotation, cellular component: membrane. The transcript has 3 exons. Gene Ontology annotation, molecular function: transmembrane transporter activity. NCBI's taxonomy places the organism in Eukaryota, Viridiplantae, Streptophyta, Magnoliopsida, Fabales, Fabaceae. The record is from RefSeq and is a predicted model, not a curated record.